UUAACGAGAGUCUAUUGUGUGGUCGGUUGUGUACUUAGGAAUGGUUUGUGCCGGGUGCGGGUGGCUUGUGUACUUAGAAAUGGUUUGUGCCGGGUGGGUCUCGUGAGAGUCGAUUCUAUUAGCGGCACAGUGUCAGAUUGCGUACCCGGCAAGAUUAAAUCGCGAGGCUUUACCACAAACUUCUUUUUACUUCUACCUUACAUCGUUCAAACAAAAACUUGGAAUACAUAACUGACCAGUGAAUCGCGCGACAAGAAUUCAACUUCGACUGCUCUGGCUUGGCGGAAUAUCUCUUUGACAAGGUGACAGACUGCCCAGCGCAUGUGCCAGAGAGUGCGCGUGCUAAUCACGUGCUGACAACUCACAGACCACGGAGAGAAGUUCUGUUGAAGUGACUACGGUGGCCCACGUGAAACAUAACCGCAGUUAUGUCCGGAUUCAAACCGUUUCUAGGGCCGCUCCUUUGAAGUACGGGCUUACUACCCUGUGGAUGAAAAGAUCCGAAGAAGUCAACAAUGAUUUAGCAAUUUCCGGCAGCGAGAAGAGUGAUUCACAGGAGAAAACAGAUCGGUGUGGGUAACAUUGAAAACACCAAUACAACAGGACGCACGCACCAUGGCCAUCGGCGUUGUCAAGGCGACGCGUGAGAUUCAUAUGCAAAAGCUGAAGGAGGAGCGGGAGGCGAAGAGGAGCCAGCUAGAUGAGCGCCACACCUAUGUACUGCAGAUCGUGGCCGACAGCCUCGGGCUGGAGCGAUCCGAGGUGGAGGAUGCCAUCUUGGAGGGAUCGCAGAUCGAUACGAUGCACAAGUUCUUUGGUGUGAACGGAGUCAACAGGUUGCUGUUUUAUUACCAGGAGCCAGAGGAGAAAGAGCCAGUGACUGUGGAAUUUCGAAUGCAUGGGACAGAUACAGUUCGCCGAACAAGCGCUUUUGAAUAUCGGCCUGGCCUGCCACAGGCUAGAGUGGCCAAGUCCAGCAAGCCUAAGGUGUUUCUCUCGGAUGGAAGAGAUACCCCUUUGCGGGGAACAUGCUUGGUGUUCACUCGCAUGCCUUCUGGUGCUAAUGCUAGCGUCACUGAACAGAAUAUGACCAAGGAAAUCAACUUCACAGUGCUCGAUGCAGCGGGGCAAGGAACGAAUGGGCGAGGCCUUUUGUCAGCUGUGGAAAAUUUGCUGUCCAGUGUUUUCAUCCCAGCUUUGCGGCAGCUAGAGAAAGGUUGGGAGCAACUCAACACACAAGAUGGCCAGAAUAUACGCAGCUCCUUUCUUAACUCCCUUGAUUCCUUCGUCACCGUACUCUCAGGUGCUCAGGAAAGCCUAUCAGAUAAGGAAACCCUGAAGCCAUGUGAAGGGUUUGACUUGUCCAAAGUACAGACCCCUCAUGAUUAUCAGACUGCAGCCAACAGCUCAGAGACUUUAGAGAAGAUUGAAGAGUGCAUGCGCAGUUGGAGCAAGCAGAUUGAACAGGUGCUGGCUGAGAGUGAGCAAAUGCGCCGUGAGGCAGAUGACAUUGGACCCCGAGCUGAACUGGACCACUGGAAGAAGCGGAUGUCCAAGUUCAACUAUCUAGUUGAUCAGAUCAAGGGUCAUGAAGUGAAGGCUGUCCUUGGAAUAUUACAUGCAGCUAAAUCCAAGCUCGUCAAGACUUGGCAGGAACAAGACCGCCGAAUCACUGACACAGCCAAUGAAGCAAAGGACAAUGUUAAGUUUCUGUACACCUUGGAGAAGUUCUGUGACCCACUGUACAACAGCGACCCUGUGGGUAUGCUGGAGGCUAUCCCUGGGCUGAUCAAUGCCAUUCGUAUGAUCCACAGUAUCUCUCGAUACUAUAACACAUCAGAGAGGAUGACCUCCCUUUUUGUAAAGAUUACCAACCAGAUGAUCACUGCCUGCAAGGCAUACAUCACUGAAGGGCGGAUAGAAACUGUAUGGACACAGGAUGUGUCUGUAGUGAAAAAGAAACUACAGGACUGCAUUCGCCUUAAUGAGGAGUACCAGUUUCACUUCCACAAAACCAAGAAAAGCUUGGAGACUAUGAGAAAUGAACGCCCCUUUGACUUCUCCGAGAUGUACAUUUUUGGGAAAUUUGACACCUUUACUCGACGGCUGAAGAAGAUUAUUGAGAUGUUUGACACCAUAGAGAUGUAUUCUCACUUAGCAGAGUCUCGAAUAGAGGGCAUGGAACUGAUGGCUAACAAAUUUGCUGUUAUUGUGACAACCAUGAAGAAGAAACCCUAUGAUUUCCUCGACCAACGUAAGGCUGAGUUUGACCAGGAUUUUGAGGAUUUCAAGCGCCAGAUCUCUGACCUGCAUAGUGGUAUUGUGGCGUUCAUGGAUACCAAGUUUGAACGCAUUACCAGCACACAGCGAGCUCUCAUGCUGCUGCGCAAAUUUGAAGGUCUCAACAUUCCCAACAUAGGUAUCCAGGAAAAGUACCAGCGCAUUCUGAUGUACUACAGUCGUGACGUGGAGAUGGUCUCUCGGAUCUAUCAGAAGAACAAAUCAGAUCCUCCAGUGGCACGAGACUUGCCACCUGUUGCUGGCAAGAUUGCCUGGUCCCGCCAGCUGUUCUGCAGAAUUCAGGAACCCAUGGAAAUCUUUCAGCAGCAUCCAGCUAUUUUGCAGAGUGCUGAGGCUAAGAAAAUUAUCAAGAACUACAACAAACUGGCAAAAGUUCUUCUUGAGUUUGAGCUAUUGUAUCAUCGUGGCUGGCUACGGCAGGUGGAAGCUGUCAAGGCUGGACUACAGGCAUCACUGCUAGUACGGCAUCCAGAGACAAAGGAGUUGUUUGUCAACUUUGACACACAGAUCCUGACUAUGAUCCGAGAAACAGAGUGCAUGAGCCGCCUAGGGUUGGAGAUUCCACAGAUUGCAAAAACCAUGAGGGCUCGGCAAGGAGACUUCAAAACUCAUUACAGUGGUCUCAUGGUGAUGCUGGAGGAGAACAAAAGAGUGCGGAGCAAGAUCCCAGCAGCCUUUGAGGCCCUCAUGGGUCUACACCUGGCUAAAGUUGAUGAUGUGAUAGAACCAGGGCUGACCACACUGUCCUGGAGCUCCACUCAGAUCCAUGACUACAUUGCCUGUGUGUACCAUGCUCUGGGCAAACUUGAGCUGCUGAUGGACCGUGUACAUGAGUGUACCGAGUUCCGAAUCGAUGCCAUCCUCAGAACAAUGGCCACUACCUCUUUGUGUGAGCUGCCAGAAGAUGAACCAUGGACGGUUGACCAGUUCUUGGAAAACACACAGAUGCUGUGCGCCAAGGGAGCUCACAUUCUGCAAACUAAGAGCCAGACAGUGGAAGAGGCUGCCAAUGAACUUAUCAACAUGCUCUGUGCCAUGGAAAGCCCCGAUGGAGAGCAAGAAGCAGAGGAAGAGGAAGAGGCAGCAUUGGUUGAGGAUACAGAAGAAGCAGCAGAAGGUGAGGGUCAAGAGAAGCCCGAAGGGGCGGAUGCAUCUUGGGUUGGAUCGCGAAGUGCAUCUCAAUCUGGCAGUCGAAAGUCACGGCCUGUUUCAUCAAAGGCCAUUGCAGUUGCUAAACGCAAGAAGGAAAUGCGUGAAAACAUUGAGGAGUCUGCUCGGGAACUGCUUAUCCAUUUUAACAACAGAAACCAGGAUGCUUUGCUCCGCUGUGUUCGGAACACUCUGGAGAGUCUGCGCAAGCGCAUCAUCUCCAGCUCUAUCUCCCACUAUCAGAGUGAGAGCUCAAUGUAUGGAGACAGUAAAAGGGACAGUCGACCCUUUUUCCGCACCAACGUAACCUUGGCAAUCCCUAACAUUGUCAUGCAACCAGCUCUAGACGAAGUACAACAGGGACUUAGCAAAGCUGUUCAGCAUGUUCUCUCUGUCUGCAAGGGAAUUGCACAGUGGAGCAAAGAACGCAAACAGCCAGCAAAGUUUCUGUCAGAACAAGGAAGCUCACCAGCAGGAGAGCAUGCAGACCGGAGACACAGCAUUGCCAGCAAUGCUCCAUCUGAGGCAUCACAUGUAGACAGAGCAGGCAAGGAUGGAGGAGAGCCCUCCGUACAGAGCUAUGUCAUCACACAGCAGGCUAAGAACUACUUCAAAUCCAUAUCAGAAAAUAAAGAGAUCACCAAGCUCGUUUCUCUACUUUCUACCUCCAUUAACUCAAACAAGAAGGAAGUGACUACAGCCCUUGAACAGUUUUCCCACUACAAUGCUAUCUGGGAAGAAGACCGAGAUACAGAGAUGGAAGCAUUCUUGAAAGAGGAUCCAAAGUUGUCAGAGUUUGAGGCUCAGAUAAAACAUUAUGAGCAACUGGAAGUGGAUAUCAUGGGACUUCCUGAAUACUAUGAUGUUGGACCCCUUGCCAUGUACACUGAGAGCUUGAAGCUGGGUCUGACAACAGAAACCAAGGCCUGGCGUUUACACUAUGGCAAGGUCUGCAACAAGAAGUACAGCACAGAGAUGGAGGAGAUCUUUGGUUUCAUGGAGGACAUACAAAAGAAACUUUCUCGGCCCAUCAAGGACCUGGAUGACAUACGCUUUGCUAUGGCUGCUCUGAAAGACAUCCGUGAGAAUGAGAUACGCAUUGAUAUGUCCAUUGGCCCCAUUGAGGAGUCAUAUGCCAUGCUGAAUAAACAUGAGCUGCCACUGGUACGUGAAGAAGCAGAACGCUGUGACACACUUCGUUACUCCUGGGAGAAACUACAAGCUCUAGCCUCUGAAGUUCAAACGCACCUUCUGACCAUCCAGCCUGAAUUCAAGCAGGAACUCAUUGAGAAUGUCAAGGUCUUCAUCCAUGAUUGUGGCGACUUUUAUGGAAGCUAUGACAAGAAUGGACCAAUGGUGCCUGGGGUUCCACCUCGGGAAGCAUCAGACAGGUUGAUCAUCUACCAGAACACCUUUGAUACACUCAUCCGAAAGCAUGCCACUUACACGGGAGGAGAAGAACUGUUUGGACUGCAGGUGACUGACUAUCCUCGUCUCAUGCAGAUCAAGAAGGAGUUGAACCUUCUGCAGAAACUCUAUGGCCUGUACAACAGUGUUAUAGACACUGUACAUGGUUACUAUGACAUUCUGUGGCAGGAUGUCAACAUUGACAAGAUCAACACAGAGCUGCUUGAGUUUCAAAACAGGUGUCGUAAAUUACCAAAAGCACUGAAAGACUGGCCCGCAUUUGAGGAUCUUAAGAAAACAAUUGAUGACUUCAAUGAAAUGGUGCCUUUGCUGGAGCUGAUGGCCAACAAAGCCAUGAAGCCUCGCCACUGGCAACGGAUAGCUGACUUGACUGGACAUGCCUUCGACAUUGAGAGUGAGAGCUUCACGCUUCGCAACAUUCUUGAAGCACCACUGUUGAAGUUCAAGGAAGAGAUUGAGGACAUCUGCAUCAGUGCAGUGAAGGAGAAGGACAUAGAGGCCAAACUGAAGCAGGUGAUUGCUGACUGGAGUUCAAAGGAGUUCGCCUUUGGCACCUUCAAAAACCGAGGUGAAUUGCUACUUCGUGGUGACUCAACUACUGAGAUUGUGUCACUGAUGGAAGACUCGCUGAUGGUGCUUAGCUCCCUGCUUAGCAACCGCUACAAUGCUCCAUUCAAGAAGCAAAUCCAAACAUGGGUUGCAAACUUGACCAACUCAUCUGAGAUUAUUGAAAACUGGAUGACUGUGCAGAACCUGUGGGUCUACCUAGAAGCAGUUUUUGUUGGAGGAGACAUUGCAAAGCAGCUGCCAAAGGAAGCCAAGCGGUUCAGCAAUAUUGACAAGUCUUGGGUGAAGAUUAUGACACGAGCACAUGAAACACCUAAUGUAGUUCAGUGUUGUGUGGGUGAUGAGACUUUGAUGCAGCUUCUGCCUCAUCUGAUGGAGCAGCUGGAACUGUGCCAGAAGUCACUGACUGGGUACUUGGAAAAGAAGAGGCUGGCAUUCCCACGCUUCUUCUUCGUGUCAGACCCAGCGUUGCUGGAGAUUCUUGGACAGGCCAGUGACCCUCACACCAUCCAAGCCCACCUGCUCAGUGUCUUUGAUAACACUAAGAAUGUUCGUUUCCAUGAAAAGGUCUAUGAUCAGAUCCUGUCCAUUGUGUCUUCAGAGGGAGAGAGCAUUGAUCUGGAAAAGCCAGUGAAGGCGGAGGGCAAUGUGGAGGUCUGGCUGAUGGCUCUCAUGGUGCAAUCCCAGAAGUCACUUCACUCUGUCAUCAGAGCGGCUGCCAUGGCAAUUCAAGAUACCAGCUUCCAGCUGCUUGAGUUUUUAGACACCUUCCCAGCACAGGUGGGUCUGCUUGGGAUCCAGCUUAUAUGGACACGUGACUCGACAGAGGCCCUCACCCAUGCCAAGUAUGAUCGCAAAAUCAUGUCUACAACAAAUGAGUCUUUCCAAAAACUGUUGAAUCUCCUCAUUGAACAGACGACCAAGGACCUGUCAAAGGUGGAGAGAACCAAGUUUGAGACCCUCAUCACAAUCCAUGUCCAUCAACGGGACAUCUUUGAUGACCUUGUUCGCAAGUCAAUUAAGUCACCAACUGACUUUGAGUGGUUGAAGCAGUCUCGGUUCUACUUCAUUGAGGACCAGGACAGAUGCCAGAUAUCAAUAACAGAUGUAGACUUCACCUACCAGAAUGAAUUCUUGGGCUGCACUGAGCGUCUUGUCAUCACACCCCUGACAGACAGAUGCUACAUUACCCUUGCUCAAGCUCUUGGCAUGUCAAUGGGUGGUGCCCCAGCUGGUCCAGCAGGCACAGGAAAAACAGAAACCACCAAGGACAUGGGCCGAUGUUUGGGCAAAUACGUUGUUGUCUUCAAUUGCUCUGAUCAGAUGGAUUUCAGAGGACUUGGGCGCAUCUAUAAAGGCUUGGCCCAAUCUGGGUCUUGGGGAUGCUUUGAUGAAUUCAACCGUAUCGAGCUGCCAGUGCUGUCUGUGGCUGCUCAGCAGAUUGCAAUCGUAUUAGCCUGCAAGAAAGAGCGCAAAAAGCAGUUUAUCUUCACUGAUGGAGAUAAUGUGGAUAUGAACCCAGAAUUUGGCAUCUUCCUUACCAUGAACCCAGGGUAUGCUGGUCGACAAGAACUCCCUGAGAACCUGAAGAUCAACUUCCGCACAGUGGCCAUGAUGGUGCCAGAUCGUCAAAUCAUUAUCCGUGUGAAGCUCGCUGCUGUUGGUUUUAUUGAUAAUAUCAUCUUGGCACGCAAGUUCUUCACCCUCUACAAACUGUGUGAGGAGCAGCUAACGAAGCAGGUACACUACGACUUUGGACUGCGGAACAUCCUGUCAGUGCUGCGGACACUGGGCACUGUAAAACGACAGAGCCCUAAUGACACUGAGCAGACAAUUGUGAUGCGAGUGCUGCGUGAUAUGAACCUCUCUAAACUAGUCGAUCAGGAUGAACCCUUGUUCCUCUCGCUCAUCAAUGAUCUGUUCCCUGGAAUUACCCUGGACAAGGCUGGCUACCCAGAACUGGAGGCAGCCAUCCACAAGAAUGUUGAAGAAGCCAAACUUGUCAAUCACCCUGCUUGGACACUGAAGCUCGUGCAAUUAUUUGAGACGCAACGGGUGCGCCAUGGGAUGAUGACACUGGGACCAUCAGGAGCAGGCAAGACAUGCUGCAUCCACAUGCUGAUGAAGGCCAUGACUGACUGUGGAGAACCCCACAAAGAAUGGCGCAUGAACCCUAAGGCCAUCACUGCCCCGCAGAUGUUUGGUCGUCUAGAUGUUGCCACCAACGACUGGACUGAUGGCAUCUUCUCUACUCUAUGGCGCCGCACAACUCGCGUCAAGAAGGGUGAACAUAUCUGGCUGGUGCUGGAUGGCCCAGUGGACGCCAUAUGGAUUGAGAAUCUAAACUCAGUGCUUGAUGACAACAAGACACUGACUCUGGCCAAUGGUGAUCGUAUCCCAAUGGCUUCUAACUGCAAGAUCAUCUUUGAGCCCCACAAUAUUGACAAUGCAUCGCCUGCCACCGUCUCACGUAACGGCAUGGUCUACAUGAGCAGCUCUGGUCUGGACUGGAAGCCCAUACUGCAGGGUUGGUUAAACACACGACCUGCACAUGAGAAUGAGGUGAUCAUGUCCCUCUUUGAAAACUCCUUCCCACUAAUAUUGCGCUACGCUGUACAGAACCUUGUCUUCAAAAUGGAGAUGCUUGAAGCUUUCAUCAUCACCCAGGCUACUAAGCUUCUUACAGGCCUGAUCCCAAUCAGGGAUGAUAAGGACCACACCCAGAUGAGCCGGCUCCACUUUGAACAUCUGUACAUCUUCUGUGUAAUGUGGAGCGUUGGUGCUUUCCUAGAGCUGGAUGAUCGUGCUAAGCUGGAGGAGUUUAUCCGCAGCUCCAGUGAAAUUCACCUGGACCUUCCCAACAUCCCAUCAGAUUCUGACUCCACGAUAUUUGACCACUUUGUUGAGAAUGAUGGUACUUGGAAACAUUGGAAUGAGCGUGUAAAGGAAUUUGUCUACCCAACUGAUCAUGAGCCAGAAUAUACAUCCAUCCUGGUACCAAAUGUGGACAAUGUCCGCACAGAGUUCCUUGUUGACAUGAUUGCCAGGCAGAACAAGGCAGUGCUUCUGAUAGGUGAACAAGGUACAGCCAAGACAGUUAUGAUCAACAAUUACACAAAGCUCUACAACCCUGAAUACCACCUGGCUGAGUCUGUCAACUUCUCUUCAGCCACCACACCUCUGAUGUUUCAAAGAACCAUUGAGAGUUAUGUGGACAAACGUGUUGGCAGCAUAUAUGGUCCCCCAGCCGGUAAGAAAAUGACCAUCUUCAUUGAUGACAUCAACAUGCCAGUCAUCAACGAGUGGGGUGAUCAAGUUGCCAAUGAGAUUGUGCGACAGCUGAUGGAAAAUGGAGGAUUUUAUAGUCUGGAGAAACCUGGAGACUUUACUACCAUUGCAGAUGUACAGUUUUUGGCUGCCAUGAUUCAACCUGGUGGAGGUCGCAAUGACAUUCCUCAACGACUAAAGCGGCAGUUUGUUAUCUACAACUGUACCUUGCCAUCAAAUGCUUCCAUUGAUAAGAUCUUCUCUGUCAUUGGCUGUGGUCACUUCUGCAAGGAACGGGGCUUCUCAGAGAAUGUACAGCAGGUGGUAAAGCGUCUGGUGCCUAUAACUCGCAGACUUUGGCAGCUGACUAAGAUCAAGAUGCUACCAACCCCAGCCAAGUUCCACUACAUCUUCAACUUGCGUGAUUUGUCGCGCAUCUGGCAAGGUAUGCUGAAAACAAUAUCAUCUGUUGUGACAGACGAGAAGAUUCUCAUGUAUCUCUGGAAACACGAGUGCUGUCGGGUCAUUGCAGACAGGUGUGUGACUGUAGAAGAUCUUCUGUGGUUUGACAAGACCAUCCGUCGUGUGGUGGGAGAGGAAUUGAGCGAGGCAUGUCAAGAACAUGUGACACAGAACCCUGUCUUCUGUGACUUCAUGAGGGAUGCUCCAGAAGCCACAGGGGAAGAAACAGAGGAUGCUGACCUGGACAUGCCCAGAAUCUAUGAGCCAAUUGCCAGCUUUGAGCAGCUAGAAGAGCGUUUGCUGUACUUCCUGCAGCAGUAUAAUGAGAGCAUCCGUGGUGCUGGCAUGGACCUAGUAUUCUUCAAGGAUGCUAUGACCCAUCUGCUUAAAAUCUCUCGCAUCAUUCGCACUCCUCGAGGCCAUGCUUUGCUAGUUGGUGUGGGUGGGUCUGGCAAACAGUCACUCACUCGACUAGCCUCAUUUAUCUGCGGCUAUAGGACAUUUCAGAUCACCCUGACAAGAUCCUACAACGCCUCCAACCUGCUGGAAGACCUCAAGUUCUUGUAUCGCACGGCCGGACAGGAGGGCAAGGGUAUCACCUUCAUCUUCACUGACCAGGAGAUCAAAGAUGAGGCCUUCCUGGAAUAUUUGAACAACAUGCUCUCAUCUGGUGUGGUGGCAAACCUUUUUGCCAGAGAUGAAAUGGAUGAAAUCCUAGGAGAACUUGUUCCUGUAAUGAAGAAGGAGUUCCCACGACGUCCACCAUCCAACGAAAACCUCUAUGAAUACUACUUGUCACGUGUGCGCAAAAACCUGCAUGUUACCCUCUGCUUCUCACCUGUUGGUGAGAAAUUUCGACAGAGAGCCUUGAAAUUUCCAGGACUCAUCUCUGGCUGUACCAUGGACUGGUUCCAGCGCUGGCCAAAAGAUGCUUUAAUUGCAGUGGCUGAUCACUUCCUGUUGGAGUUUGACAUCGUCUGCAGCCUUGAAACUAAGAAACAGGUGAUCCAGACUAUGGGCAUCAUUCAUGAUGGUGUGGCUGAGAGCUGCAUUGAUUACUUCCAAAGGUACCGCCGCUCAACCCAUGUUACCCCCAAGUCCUACCUCUCCUUCAUCAACAGCUACAAGACAGUUUACCAAGCAAAGCGUGGGGAAAUUGGAGAGCUUGCAAAUCGCAUGAACACUGGUCUGGAAAAGCUCAUUGAGGCAUCCCAAGCAGUAGCAGAGCUUAGCAAAGAACUGGCCGUUAAAGAGAAGGAGCUGGCUAUUGCAUCUGAGAAGGCUGAAGCUGUCCUGAAGACUGUGACAGUCAAGGCUCAGGCAGCUGAAAAGGUGAAAGAACAAGUGCAGAAAGUCAAGGACAAAGCCCAGGCCAUUGUGGAUGCAAUUGAAACGGACAAAGCCAUUGCUGAGCAGAAGCUGGAGGCAGCUCGCCCAGCCUUGGAAGAGGCUGAGGCAGCACUGAACACCAUCAAGCCUACAGACAUUGCCACUGUCAGGAAGCUGGGCAAGCCCCCACACCUCAUCAUGCGCAUCAUGGACUGUGUGCUCAUUCUCUUCCAGAGCAAGCUAGAGCCAGUCAGACUUGACCCAGAAAAACCAGAGUUCUUCAAGCCAUCGUGGUCCAACUCUCUUAAGCUGAUGGCCGGGACAAACUUCCUCCAAUCGCUUAUGACCUUCCCCAAGGACUCUAUUAAUGAUGAGACAGUGGAACUUAUGGAGCCAUAUUUUGAGUCUGAAGACUAUUUGCUGGAUACUGCCAAGAAAGUCUGCGGCAAUGUUGCUGGCCUUCUGUCGUGGACUAAAGCCAUGGCUGGCUUUUUUGUAAUUAACAAGGAGGUGUUGCCUCUCAAGGCAAAUCUAGCUGUUCAAGAGGGACGAUUGAAUAUUGCUAUGGCUGACUUGAAUGCUGCCCAGGCACAGCUAGAUGAGAAGGAGAAGGAACUGGCAAUUGUGCGGGCAGAAUAUGAUAAAGCUAUGGCAGAAAAACAGGCUCUCAUGGAUGAUGCAGAGACAUGUCGACGGAAGAUGACAGCAGCAUCUACCUUGAUCAAUGGCUUGGCUGGAGAAAAGGAGAGAUGGACAGAGCAGAGCAAAGAGUUCAAAGCACAGAUUGGGAGGCUAGUGGGUGAUGUCCUCAUCUGCACUGGAUUUCUCAGCUACUCUGGACCUUUCAAUCAGGACUUUCGCCUCCUGCUGAGCAGAAACUGGAUGAAGGAACUGAAGAACCGCAAGAUUCCUGUCUCUUCAAAUCUCAACAUGGUAGACAUGCUGGUGGACCCCACAACUGUGGCUGAAUGGAAUCUUCAAGGACUGCCCAAUGAUGAACUAUCCACACAAAAUGGCAUCAUUGUUACACAAGCUUCACGCUACCCUCUUCUAAUUGAUCCCCAGGGACAGGGAAAGAUCUGGAUCAAGAAUCGUGAGCAGAAGAACGAGCUGCAGGUGACCUCCCUUAACCACAAGUACUUCAGGCAACAUCUGGAGGACUCCAUGUCGCUCGGUCGUCCGCUCCUGCUAGAAGAUGUGGGUGAGGAGCUCGACCCAGCCCUUGACAAUGUGCUGGAGAAGAAUUUUAUCAAGGUGGGCUCUACCCUCAAAGUCAAGGUUGGGGACAAAGAGUGUGACAUUCUAAAGGGCUUCAUGCUCUAUGUCACCACCAAACUGCCCAACCCUGCCUACACUCCUGAAAUAUCAGCCAGAACAUCUAUCAUCGACUUCACAGUGACCAUGAAAGGACUGGAAGACCAGUUACUGGGCAGGGUGAUCCUGACUGAGAAAGCUGAGCUGGAGAGUGAACGAGUCAAAUUGAUGGAAGAAGUGACAGCCAACAAGAAGAAGAUGAAAGAACUGGAGGACAACCUGCUGUUCAGGCUUACCUCCACUCAGGGUUCUUUGGUGGAUGAUGAGGACCUCAUCAAUGUACUGAAUGUCACCAAGGUGACUGCCCAAGAUGUCAGUCAGAAGCUACAGAUUGCAGCAGAGACUGAGAUCAAGAUCAAUAGCGCACGAGAGGAGUUCCGCCCUGUAGCCACCAGAGGUAGCAUCCUGUACUUCUUGAUUGUGGAGAUGAGUCUUGUUAACUGCAUGUACCAGACCUCCCUACGACAGUUUUUGCAGCUGUUUGAUCGUUCCAUGGCCAAAUCCCAGAAGUCCCCUAUCACCCAGAAGCGAAUCCAGAAUAUCAUAGAAUACAUGACAUUUGAAGUCUUCAAGUAUGCUGUGCGAGGUCUCUAUGAGCAGGAUAAGUUGACUUUCACUCUGCUGUUGGCACUGAAGAUUGACUUACAGGGCAACAAAAUCAAGCAUGAUGAGUUUAUGACUCUCAUCAAAGGUGGUGCAUCACUGGACCUGAAUGUAGUGACACCAAAGCCUCACAGAUGGAUUGUUGACCUGACCUGGCUCAACCUUGUGGAGUUGAGCAAUUUGCAUCAGUUUUCUGGCAUCCUGGACCAGGUUACUCGCAAUGAGAAGCAGUGGAAGCUGUGGUUUGACAAAGAUGCCCCAGAAGAGGAGAUGAUCCCUGAUGGCUACAACAACACCCUGGAUGUUUUCCGUCGUCUCCUACUUGUGCGCAGCUGGUGUCCAGACCGCACACUUCCCCAGGCCAAGAAAUACAUUGGUGAUGCCUUAGGGGAGCGCUUUGCUGAAGGUGUCAUCCUGGACGUGGAGAAGAUGUGGGAGGAAAGUGAGCCCCGCACACCACUGGUUGGACUUCUCUCAAUGGGGUCUGACCCAACCAACAGCAUUGAGGCUUUGGCUAAAAAACUUCGCCUUGAGUGUCGUGCCAUCUCCAUGGGUCAGGGACAGGAGGUCCAUGCACGCCGCAUGCUGCAGCAGGGCAUGACACAAGGAGGUUGGCUGCUUCUGCAGAACUGUCACCUGUCCCUUGACUAUGUUCAAGAAGUUAUGGACAAUAUUAUUGAGGCCGAGAGCAUUGAUGACACAUUCAGACUGUGGGUUACGACUGAAGUGCACCCUAAGUUUCCAAUCAGUUUUCUCCAGAUCUCCAUCAAAUUCACCAAUGAGCCUCCACAGGGUGUCAAAGCUGGGUUGAAGAGAACAUACGCUGGUAUCACACAGGAUUUUCUGGACAUUUCAAACAUGCCACAGUGGAAACCUAUGCUCUAUGGUGUUGGUUUCCUGCAUACAAUUGUGCAGGAACGGCGCAAGUUUGGUCCCCUGGGCUGGAACAUCCCAUAUGAGUUCAACACAUCUGACUACAAUGCUAGCGUGCAGUUUGUACAGAACCACCUUGAUGACAUGGACAUCAAGAGGGGGGUAAACUGGAUCUGUGUGCGCUACAUGUUUGGUGAGAUCCAGUAUGGAGGCCGUGUGACUGAUGACUUUGACAAGCGUCUGCUGAACACUUUCUGUAGAGUGUGGUUCAGUGAAAACAUGUUCACCCCUCAGUUCGUCUUCUACAAAGGUUAUGUCAUUCCCAAAUGCAACAAAAUUAAUGAGAUUCAUGAGUAUAUCAACAGUCUACCCUCGGCUGAUACACCAGAGGUGUUUGGACUGCAUGCCAAUGCUGAUAUAACGUACCAAAGUAAGACUGCAAAGUCCAUCCUUGACAGCAUCCUCAGCAUUCAGCCCAAGGAUGCAGGCAGUGGUGGUGGUGAAACACGAGAAUCUGUGGUGUAUCGUCUGGCUGAUGACAUGCUGGACAAACUGCCACCUGACUACGUACCAUUUGAAGUGCGAGAACGCCUUCAGAAGAUGGGCGCACUGCAGCCUAUGAAUAUCUUCCUGCGACAGGAAAUUGACCGCAUGCAGCGUGUCAUCACCACUGUGAGAACCACCCUUCAGGACCUGAAGCUGGCCAUUGAUGGCACAAUCAUCAUGAGUGAAAACCUGAGGGAUGCACUGGACUGCAUGUACGAUGCCCGCAUUCCAUCUCUCUGGCUCAAGAUUUCCUGGGAAUCAAGCACACUGGGAUUCUGGUUCACAGAGCUGAUUGACCGCAACACCCAGUUCCAUUCUUGGUGCUUUGAUGGUCGGCCAAACACCUUCUGGAUGACCGGUUUCUUUAACCCACAGGGAUUUCUGACAGCCAUGAGACAGGAGGUGACCCGAGCUCAUAAGGGAUGGGCUUUGGACAAUGUGAUUCUUCAAAACGAUGUCACAAAGCAGAUGAAAGAUGACAUCACUCAGCCCCCUGCUGAGGGUGUCUAUGUGUAUGGUCUGUACCUGGAGGGUGCAGGCUGGGACCGCCGUGGGAGCAAGUUGGUGGAAUCCAAGCCUAAAGUGCUCUUUGAACCCAUGCCUGUCAUACAUAUUUAUGCCAAGGACACUGCACCUCCUGACAGCAAAAUGUAUGUUUGUCCUAUUUACAAAAAGCCACGCCGCACAGACCUUACCUACAUUGCUGAUGUGAUGCUGCGGUCUACUCAGCCACCGGACCACUGGAUCCUGCGUGGUGUGGCCCUUUUAUGUGACAUCAAGUAGAAAGCUUGCUGGCGCUUAAGUGUUGUGACACUGCUCUGUGACUUGUAUCGGCCGGGUUUCCAUCCAAACAUUAAUCACUCAUCUUACAAUUAUAAAUCCAUUUAGUUCUUUUAUGCCAUGGAACUCUUUUAUUAAAAAGCAGCUACUUAUUUCACUAAAUUUUUGCUGAAAUAUGAACUAUGUCAGUUGUAACUGACCUUUUGCUUACACUCUGGUUCCCUAAUAUGUUCUGUGAUCCAUGGGGUUGUAACAGCUGUUGCAAAACGUGGCCUUUGAUGACUAUUUUAAACAUUGUUCAUAUGCACAAUGCAAAUUUCAAAGAAUUUAUCUGUGAUAGCUGUUUUUUCAUCGAUUCAGACAAGCUUCAUUUGUGACUGGAACAACCACAGCCAUGGCUGAUUGGAGUAGAAAAUUAUGUAUGCCUCAGUUACAAAUUGUUUGCAUUACACUUAUAUUUUAAUAUUUUAGCUGAAAAACUUGGAUACAUAAAUUAUGUAAUUAAAGCCAAUCUCAUUUUAAGACCUACCCCUGCAUUAAUAACAAAUCAUUUAACCUAGUUUUCUUUUGACUAUUCUUUAGAUACUUUACAGAAAAAUUUAUUGGUGCUUUUUAAAGAACUGGUUUAGAAGAUUUACACCUAUUUUUUAAUCCUUAGUGAUUCAGCAUUAAUAAAUGUGAAACAUAUUCCAGAUAAGAAAGUGACACUGCUGACAUAAUACAUGUUUUUACAUUGAGACAGGAGAGGAUGUAAUGAUCUUUAGUUUCAUCCAAACUCGGCUCAUUCCAAAUGCUUACAUCAACCAGCUGUGAUAAUUUGACUUAUAAAAGUCACUUCUACAACUUUAUCCAUAUGCAUUUGUCUGUUCUUAAAGCUUAUUUAUUUGGCCUUCUUGUGUCAGUUGACUAUAUUUUUCUUGGAGGAGGCUAUAGAAGGUAUUUCUUUACAAGGAUUCCUACUUUGAAGAACUAAUAUGCAUUUGUAUAAUUCAGCAAAUUAUCUGAAUAAAGAUACAUUAUCAACCUGACUUUUUCACCAACAAA
This is a messenger RNA of Pomacea canaliculata, 15663 nucleotides long. Its product is annotated as dynein heavy chain 5, axonemal-like. Bases 616 to 14622 code for a protein of 4668 amino acids. NCBI's taxonomy places the organism in Eukaryota, Metazoa, Mollusca, Gastropoda, Architaenioglossa, Ampullariidae. The record is from RefSeq and is a predicted model, not a curated record. The transcript is spliced from 68 exons. Gene Ontology annotation, molecular function: dynein light intermediate chain binding; ATP hydrolysis activity; dynein intermediate chain binding. Gene Ontology annotation, biological process: microtubule-based movement. Gene Ontology annotation, cellular component: dynein complex.